AUGGUGUACACCAAGGACUUUACUUGGGUCCAUUUCAUUAAAAGCUUUAUUGAAAAUGAAAGAAAACCAACAAUUUUAAUAUUUUGUGAUCUGUGCUGGGACAAAUAUCAAAUAGUGAGUUUAGUAAACGCAGUAUCAAAUAGUGGCAUCAGAUCUUCUACCGCAAUGGAUGAAAGAUCAAAUUAUUAUCACCAUGACUUGCUUUACUUAUUGGACUUGGACUGCCCAAAUGUUGCAGAAAUUAUUGCUUUGGCAUCCGCUAAUAGUCUGUUCAGUUCGCCAUAUCGCUGGUUGGUUAUCACUUCUCGGGCAAAUAAUACAAAUAUAGAUCUGCUCUAUACCAGCCCUAUUUUACCUGAUAGUGAUCUAGUGUUGGCUGAGAGAACUGGAAACUUGGUGAAGUUAACUGAAUUCUACAAAAUAUCUCCCAAUGGCUCCAUGAUAUCGACUCCCCGUGGCUACUACAACGGCAGCGUGAUGGACGUGCGUGCGCACCGCGAGCUGUAUCGCCGCCGGCGCGACAUGCGGGGGCACGCUAUCACUAUGUCCAACGUCAUCCAGGACAGCAACACUACUCGUCUGCACCUACCCAGGGAGGAUAGACUAGAGCCUGAAUACGACUCAAUAGCAAAACUCUGUUGGAUGGGCGUGAGACUAGGGCUUGUCAUGCUGAACGCUACCCCGGUGUACAUAUUUAGCAACCGAUGGGGAUACAAGGUAGAUGGCCAGUGGUCGGGGAUGAUCGAUGACGUGUAUUCUGGAAGGGCUGAACUGGGUACAAACUUGGUUAUAACAGAAGAGCGUCUGGAAGUGGUCUCCUACACGGAUAGUUUAGCUCCAUUCCAAGUGCGUUUCAUAUUCCGUCAGCCUCCGUUACCGUACGUCACGAAUAUAUUCACCAUGCCAUUCUCUACUAACGUUUGGGUUGCGAUGUUUGUCUGUGCUAUACUUGGUACAAUAACUGUGUAUUUGGCUGCGAAAUGGGAAGCUAAAGGGAGGAAGGGUCAAACGCAAGUGAACACCAUUGGUGAUGCAUUACUGCUGACGGUUAGCGCUAUUGGUCAACAAGGCUGUGCUAUGGAACCUAGAAAACUUUCAGGUCGCUUGAUGGUGUUCGUGCUGUUCACGGCGCUGAUGGCGCUGUACGCGGCGUACUCCGCCAACAUCGUGGUGCUGCUGCAGGCUCCCUCCGACUCCAUCCGCAGCCUGCCGCAGCUCGCCAACGCUAAGAUCACGCUCGCAGCCAAUGACGUCGAUUACAACCAUUUCGUUUUAAAACCGUACAAUGACGAUGUGCGGAAGAAUAUUUAUAGGAGAAUUGAUCCGGAGAAGGGUCAGAAACAUUAUUACAAUCUUCAAGAGGGAGUCGAAAGGAUCAGACAGGGUCUAUUCGCAUUCCAUUCAAUCGUGGAGCCAGUAUACAGACAAAUAGAGGAUACAUUCCUGGAGAAUGAAAAGUGUGACCUGAUGGAAGCGGACUUCUUGAACAACUUCGAUCCCUUCGUGCCGGUGAGGAAAGGGUCUCCGUACUUCGAACUGUAUCGAGUCGCUUUCAAACAAGUUCGUGAGUCCGGUCUACAAUCAGCUCUGUCGAAGCGAUUGCAAGUCUCCAAGCCUCAUUGCACGACCAAGAUGUCCUCGUUCAGCAGUGUGGGGCUGAUGGACAUGCGGCCCGUCCUCAUACUGAUGCUGUAUGGCGUCUGUUUGUCCGUGAUCAUCUUAUUUGGAGAAAUCGUCGUGUUUAGAUUAACUGUUCCUCAACAAUAGCACAAAAGACUAACCUGCACAGCAUAAUCAUCGAAGCUGGGACCGACGGGCACAACACAG
Molecule: messenger RNA, 1827 nt
Organism: Spodoptera litura
Lineage: Eukaryota; Metazoa; Arthropoda; Insecta; Lepidoptera; Noctuidae
Source: RefSeq, a predicted model, not a curated record